Anopheles cruzii is the source of this 354-nucleotide messenger RNA. Lineage: Eukaryota; Metazoa; Arthropoda; Insecta; Diptera; Culicidae. The record is from the annotation of a RefSeq genome assembly.
AUAUUAUUAAUUUCUUCAAUAACUAUUAUUAUUUUUAUUAUUACUAUUGUUGUAAUAAUAUUAGCUACUUUAUUAUCAAAAAAAACUUUAUUAGACCGAGAAAAAUGUUCUCCAUUUGAAUGUGGAUUUGACCCAAUAAAUUCAUCACGAUUACCUUUUUCUUUACGGUUUUUUUUAAUUGCAAUUAUUUUUUUAAUUUUUGACGUAGAAAUUGCAUUAUUAUUACCAAUAAUUAUAAUCAUUAAAUCUUCUAAUUUAAUAAAUUGAUCAAUUACAAGAUUAUUUUUUAUUUUUAUUUUAUUAAUUGGGCUUUACCACGAAUGAAACCAAGGAGCCUUAGAAUGAAAUAAUUAA